Messenger RNA from Drosophila willistoni, 2613 nucleotides. It is a transcript of the gene slgA, whose product is annotated as proline dehydrogenase 1, mitochondrial. Lineage: Eukaryota; Metazoa; Arthropoda; Insecta; Diptera; Drosophilidae. Gene Ontology annotation, cellular component: mitochondrion. The coding region runs from base 304 to 2379 and encodes 691 amino acids. The transcript has 13 exons. Gene Ontology annotation, molecular function: FAD binding; proline dehydrogenase activity. The record is from RefSeq and is a predicted model, not a curated record.
CGCGCAUUCAGACCCUUACGGUUCGCUCUCGCACUUUCUCCGUUAGUCGACGCUCUCCUUAGUGUGCCUCUGUGUAUUUCGUCGCAUUCUCUGUGUGUGUGUGUGUCUUGUCGCGUGUGUCUGUGUGUGCAACAAGAAGCAGAGCCCCCAGAGCUGCCCCCAGAGAUACCGAAACCCCUCGGCAGCAGCAGUUACCCCCCGUCCCAAAACGAAAGUUAUAACAAAAUUUAACAGCGACAGUAAAAGAACAGAACAUCUAAUAAAUAAAAUAAUACUGCUUUUAAGCUUCUCUUGGACCUUGUAAUGGCUCUACUUCGUUCAUUGAGCGCCCAACGUACAACAAUUAAUCUGGUCAAGAGCGGUAGUUGUUCCAGUCCAACGGCCGCUUCCGCCGUCGCCGCUCAGAGAACUCAUCAUCAUCAGCAUCAGCGUAGAAAUCUUCAUGUGGCAACACCAUCAUCCCUAAGCCCCAAUUUGAAACAUCAUCUUCAUCAUCAUUUACAUUUAAAUCGUCAUCAUCAGCUGAUAUGGAGCCUUCUCAUUCAGCAACGCAAUGUGCACUCGCCAUCGGGUCCCAAUCAGCAAGUGACUCAGGCUGAUGUCUCCACCGUGGGCAGAAAGCAGCAGCAACACCCGGCAUCAUCGUCAGCUAGUUCACCGCAACGCGAUCCACUCGAUGUUAGUUUCAAUGAUCCGAUUGCCGCUUUUAAAAGUAAAACCACCUGGGAAUUGGUACGGGCCUAUUUGGUCUAUAUGAUCUGUUCCAGCGAGAAACUGGUUGAGCAUAAUAUGACGCUUUUAAAAUUAGCCCGCUCCUUAUUGGGUGGCCGUCUCUUUGUGAUGCUGAUGAAAUCAACUUUCUAUGGACAUUUUGUGGCCGGCGAGAAUCGUCAUACAAUUGUGCCCACUUUAGAGAGACUCCGUUCAUUUGGUGUCAAGCCAAUUUUGGAUUACUCCGUUGAAGAGGAUAUCACCCAGGAAGAGGCCGAGAAACGUGAAGUUGAAUCUUCCGUUUCGAGUGCUGGUGAUAACAAGGAGGAGGGUGCCAUGCCUCAAUACCAUGUGGAUAAAUCAUUUGCCGAUCGUCGCUAUAAAGUGAGCAGUGCUCGUACCUAUUUCUAUUUGAAUGAGGCGACAUGUGAGAGAAACAUGGAGACAUUUAUUAAAUGUUUGGAGGCUGUUUCGGAUGAUGAUGCCAAAGUGCCCCGUGCUGUGGCCACGGGAGCCACCUUUGGUACUGGCAUUACAGCCAUCAAAUUGACUGCCCUGGGCCGUCCACAGUUGCUGUUGCAACUUUCCGAGGUAAUCAUGCGCACACGUAAAUAUAUGGAAGACUUUGUGGGCGGUCAGGGUAAUGUGUUGACACAUCACAAGACCAUUAAGGAUCUCGAGAAGUAUUAUGCCAGUGUUGGCGAUAACAAGGAUGUGCAAGAGUUCUUAAAGAAUGUGACAUCAGAUAAAGAGGGUAUAUUGCAUCUGUUCCCCUGGUCGGGCAUUGUUGAUGAAAAUUCGCAAUUGAGUGACACAUUUCGUGUGCCCGAUCCACAGACGGGUCAAAUGCGUCGACUGAUCUCACAAAUACCGCCCAAAGAAGAGGAAAUGUUUAGAAAUAUGAUUCGUCGUCUAAACACAAUCGUAAAGACUGCCGCUGAGCUGGAUGUACGCAUUAUGAUUGAUGCCGAGCAAACCUAUUUCCAGCCAGCCAUUUCGCGCAUCACUUUGGAAAUGAUGCGUAAAUACAAUAAAGACAAGGCCAUUGUAUUCAAUACCUAUCAAUGCUAUUUGCGGGAAUCUUUCCGAGAGGUUGGCACUGACUUGGAACAGGCAAAGCGUCAAAACUUUUAUUUUGGUGCCAAAUUGGUGAGAGGUGCCUAUAUGGAACAGGAGCGUGCUCGAGCUCAGGCACUGGGUUAUCCGGAUCCAGUUAAUCCUAAUUACGAGGCCACCACAGAUAUGUAUCAUAGGACUCUAUCUGAAUGUUUGCGACGCAUUAAGCUGAUGAAAGAUUGCGGUGAUGAUGCACGUAAAAUUGGCAUUAUGGUAGCCUCUCACAAUGAGGAUACAGUCCGAUUUGCCAUACAACAGAUGAAAGAGAUUGGCAUCUCUCCGGAGGAUAAGGUCAUAUGUUUCGGUCAAUUGUUGGGAAUGUGUGAUUAUAUCACAUUUCCUUUGGGUCAAGCUGGUUACUCGGCCUAUAAGUAUAUACCAUAUGGUCCUGUCGAAGAGGUCUUACCCUAUUUGUCACGUCGUGCCCAAGAGAAUAAGGGUGUUUUGAAGAAAAUCCAAAAGGAGAAACGUCUGCUAAUGGCCGAAAUACGACGUCGUUUGAUUCGCGGACAAUUGUUCUAUAAGCCCAAGGGCAACUAUGUGCCGAUUUAAAGUGGCUUAUAUAUACAUUAUUAUAUUAUUAUAUAAUGUGUGUGUGUGUGUAUGUGCGUGCGUGUGAGGAAGAGAAGACUAGCAUUGACAACAGACGACGUAUGGAGAAAUCGACAACAUUAGCGGAGGGGAAACUACUGGACACUAAUUGCGAUUUGGAAUAUUCAGUUUUUGUUUAUUUUUUAAGUGUUUUUAAUGGAGCAACCCAACAAUAAUACCCAAACAACUUUACAA